AUGGCUAGUUCUCUGAGCUUCUUGUCACAGCCCAGAAUUAGACCUGUAACCAAACGUCCUCCCAAUCCCUCAAGCUCGUUUCUUGAACUAUUGAGUGUUAGCGGUAACAGUUUACAGGUAACAAAGAACAAAGAUUUAGCUGUGGUUUCAAGAGCUUAUCAACGAGAAAUUGCUGGUGUUCAAGAAGAGAAUCUGGUGAGGCCAGAUUUUGAGCGUUUAUGCAAAGAGGGGAAAGUGGAGGCAGCUCUUGAAAUCAUGGAUGAAAAGGAGAGGAAUGGAGGUUAUGCAGACUUGCUCGAUAUUGUAAAGUUGAUACAAGUUUGUGCUGAUUUGAAAUUGCUGGAAGCAGGGAAAAAGGUAGAUGAGUAUGUUAUGAGGUCUUCAUCAAAGUUCAAGUCCAGUGUUGUUGUGCUGAAUAAUCUAAUGGAGAUGUACUGUAAACUGGGCAAUACAAAUGGGGCAAGAGAAAUAUUUGAGCAAAUGGGAGUGAGAAAUUUGGAUUCUUGGAACAAGAUGCUGUUGGGUUUAGCAGAGAACAAGGAAGGAGAAAAGGCUCUUGAAAUCUUUUCCCAGAUGAAAGGAGAUGGGAUUAGGCCAGAUGGUUCUAGCUUUGUUGGUGUUUUAAUGGCUUGUGCAUGCUUAGGAGCAGAGAAGGAAGGACAGAAACAUUUCGAGUCAAUGAGCAGGGAUUAUGGAAUCACUCCCACGGUAGAGCAUUAUGAAGUUAUCGUUGAUCUUCUUGGAAGAACGGGAAAGAUAGCGGAGGCAAAGGAGUUAGUUUCAAAUAUGCCAAUUGAUCAAAACUCCAGAAUUUGGGAGACUCUACGGAAGUACUCCAAAGCCAGAACACAAGGGCAACCGGGUUAUCCAGUAUCACCACCUGGAUUGAAACUUGUUGACAUGAAAAGGGCAAAAGACAACACCAACACAAAUCAUAGAAGAGUGACUUCAGACAGAAGCAAGGCAUAUGAAAAGUUGAGGUCUUUGAGCAAGGAGGUAAGGAAUGCUGGAUAUGUGCCGGACACAAGGUUUGUUCUUCAUGAUCUUGACCAAGAAGCGAAGGAGAAGGCAUUGUUCUACCACAGUGAAAGGCUAGCCAUUGCUUAUGGGCUUAUCAAUACACCUCCUGGGACCACUUUAAGGAUAAUGAAAAACCUAAGGAUUUGUGGGGACUGUCAUAAUUUCAUCAAGAUCCUCUCCAAAAUCGAGGACCGAGAGUUUAUCGUGAGAGACAACAAGAGGUUUCAUCAUUUCAAGGCUGGAAACUGUUCCUGUCGGGAUUACUGGUAG
Messenger RNA from Populus euphratica (Euphrates poplar), 1290 nucleotides. RefSeq names its product Pentatricopeptide repeat (PPR) superfamily protein (gene DYW1). The record is from RefSeq and is a predicted model, not a curated record. The transcript has a single exon. Gene Ontology annotation, molecular function: protein binding; zinc ion binding; RNA binding. Gene Ontology annotation, biological process: RNA modification. NCBI's taxonomy places the organism in Eukaryota, Viridiplantae, Streptophyta, Magnoliopsida, Malpighiales, Salicaceae. Bases 1 to 1290 code for a protein of 429 amino acids.